GAAAAAAAAUCUGAAAAGACAGAAGGAAGGAAAAAAAAAAGAGCAGCAAUGGCGACAUCUGCUGCGACUCUAUUUCGUCCACCAGUUUAUCUGCCUCUCUCUUCCUCUCGCUCCUCCUUCUUCUCCACCUCAGUCGCUGCCGAUUCCUUCGCCAGGACCCGAUAUAAGACCCGUUAUUUUGUGGUGGGUCGACCCGGAAUCCGACCCGAACCAACCCGGAAGCGUUUCACUUGUAACGCCCUGUUUGGCCUUGGAGUGCCGGAGCUGGUCGUGAUUGCCGGCGUCGCUGCUCUGGUUUUCGGACCUAAGAAGCUUCCCGAGGUUGGGAAGAGUAUUGGGAAGACGGUCAAGAGUUUUCAACAGGCAGCAAAGGAAUUCGAGUCUGAGCUAAAAAAGGAGCCUGACCCUCCAACCGAUUCAUCAUCUGCUGAGAAACCCGUGGAAGUGAGCAUCACAGAAGAGAAAAAAGCCGAGGUCUCGACCUCAAAGGAGAGUGUAUGAUGAGACUUGUGGGUUCUUUUUUCUUGUAGCUACCAGAUUGAAACUCGGACAAUAUAUUUGAUGAGUUUAGAUCAGGAACUCAUUAGGACACAAUAAUUUUCAAGGCAUUGCCCCCAUCUUGUAAUCAAAUCUCUUUGUCUAAGAAAAUGAAUCGAGAAACGAUCUUUCGUGUAAGAGGUUUUGUUGGGGAUUGAA
Messenger RNA from Tarenaya hassleriana, 696 nucleotides. RefSeq names its product sec-independent protein translocase protein TATA, chloroplastic. Gene Ontology annotation, cellular component: membrane. The record is from RefSeq and is a predicted model, not a curated record. Gene Ontology annotation, biological process: protein transport by the Tat complex. Lineage: Eukaryota; Viridiplantae; Streptophyta; Magnoliopsida; Brassicales; Cleomaceae. Bases 49 to 501 code for a protein of 150 amino acids. The transcript is spliced from 2 exons.